AUGGCGGCAGCUCUCGACCCUGGCACCAAUCAUACCGACUUCGUCGCAUGGGCAAAGUCCAACGGCGUUGAAAUCAAUGGCAUUGCUCCAGCCCGCUUCGUCGGUCGAGGAAUGGGCAUUGUAGCCGCUCAAGACAUCAAAAAAGGAGACAAGCUAGUUCACGUAUCCAACAAAUCCCUAGUCCACGUCGCCCUCCCCAGCAUCCGCAGUCUCAAACUCCCAGACACCAUCACCGUGCACGGCAAACUCGCCCUCUCCCUCGCCCUCUGGUACACAGGCCGCAAAGACCACGACUACACCCUCUGGCAAAACGUAUGGCCCACAUCCUCAGAUUUCAAAUCCACAAUGCCACUUUACUACCCUCCCUCUCUACAACCCCUUCUGCCCCCCGCAGCCCGCACCCUCCUAACCAAACAGCUCCAAAACCUCGAGCGAGACUGGACUAGCAUCGCACCACACAACCCAGGUAUCACAAAGGAAACCUACACCUACACCUGGCUCAUCAUCAACACCAGAACCUUCUACUGGUCCUACCCGGACUUACCAAACGCCUCGGCACUCCUCCCCAAACGCCGCGCAAAACUCACCGCAGACGACUGCUACUGCAUGUGCCCCUUUACCGACUACUUCAAUCACUCCGAUUCAGGCUGCGAUCCGCAAAUGUCACCGAGUGGCUACACAGUAACUGCCGAUCGCGCCUAUGUCGCUGGCGAAGAAGUCUUCGUAACGUAUGGUCCGCACACGAACGAUUUCCUGCUCACAGAGUACGGAUUUAUUCUUCAAGAGAAGAAUAGACAUGAUGGUGUUCCCCUUGAUUCUUUGCUACUGCCGCUUCUGGAUGGAGAUCAGGUUGCUGCGUUAAAGGAAGAUGGGUUUUAUGCUAAUUACACGCUGUUUGGGGAGGAAAAGGAGGAGAGGGUGUGUUAUCGGACGCAGGCUGUUCUGAGGCUGCUUGUGCUGGAUGCGAAGAGGUAUGCGGCGUUUGUUAGUGGGGAUGAUGAUGGGGCGAGGGAUCAGGCGAGGUUGAAUGAGUAUUUGGCGAGUGUGCUGACGAAGUACUCGCGCAAGAUUGUGGAUAUCAUCGAGGAGGUUGAGGGGCUUGAUCUCAGUGGGGAUGUGGAGCAGGCUGAAGAAGGGGUUGUAGAGGGUCAGAGAGAGACGCUCGUUAAGCGGUGGAAGCAGAUACGAGAUAUUGUCAAUAGCGGGAUUCGAUUUCUCGAAUCAUAA
Messenger RNA from Bipolaris sorokiniana ND90Pr, 1227 nucleotides. RefSeq lists its product as uncharacterized. Gene Ontology annotation, molecular function: protein-lysine N-methyltransferase activity; protein binding. The record is from RefSeq and is a predicted model, not a curated record. Bases 1 to 1227 code for a protein of 408 amino acids. Gene Ontology annotation, biological process: peptidyl-lysine monomethylation. The transcript is spliced from 2 exons. Lineage: Eukaryota; Fungi; Ascomycota; Dothideomycetes; Pleosporales; Pleosporaceae.